This is a messenger RNA of Chionomys nivalis (European snow vole), 1761 nucleotides long. It is a transcript of the gene Zmpste24, whose product is annotated as zinc metallopeptidase STE24. NCBI's taxonomy places the organism in Eukaryota, Metazoa, Chordata, Mammalia, Rodentia, Cricetidae. The record is from RefSeq and is a predicted model, not a curated record. Bases 214 to 1641 code for a protein of 475 amino acids. The transcript has 10 exons. Gene Ontology annotation, cellular component: endoplasmic reticulum membrane. Gene Ontology annotation, biological process: CAAX-box protein processing. Gene Ontology annotation, molecular function: metalloendopeptidase activity.
AGGUGGGGCAUGUCUUAAUUCUAGCAGAAAUGAGUAGGCUCUGAGGGAGUAAGGAAGGGGAAGAGUGUCUUUGUGACACUGCUAGCGGCGUUGAGGGGAUGGGAGUGUGAAGAGGCUAAGGGACCCAUAUCGCUGCGACACCGCUGGCACUCUGAGGGACGCGAGUCGGUGUGGCACCGGUGCACGCUGAAGAGCGGGUGGAAUUGGGUGACCAUGGGGAUGUGGGCAUCGGUGGACACUAUGUGGGACUUCCCUGUGGAGAAGCGAAUCUUCGGGGCGGUGUUGCUCUUUUCCUGGACCGUGUAUCUGUGGGAGACCUUUCUAGCACAGCGGCAGAGAAGGAUAUACAGAACAACAACUCAUGUACCACCAGAGCUAGCACAGAUCAUGGACUCGGACACGUUUGAGAAGUCUCGACUGUAUCAACUGGAUAAAAGUACCUUCAGCUUCUGGUCCGGACUCUAUUCAGUGGUGGAAAGCACUCUUAUUCUUCUCUUUGGAGGAAUCCCUUACCUUUGGAGGCUUUCUGGACGGGUCUGUGGAUCUGCUGGCUUUGGCCCAGAGUAUGAGAUCAUUCAGUCUUUGGUGUUCCUUCUGUUGGCCACACUCUACAGUGCACUGACUGGCUUGCCGUGGAGUCUCUAUAAUACUUUUGUGAUAGAAGAAAAACAUGGCUUCAAUCACCAGACUUUGGAGUUUUUUCUCAAAGACACAAUCAAAAAAUUUACUGUAACUCAGUGUAUUUUAUUGCCUGUGUCGUCCCUUCUGCUUUACAUUAUUAAAAUUGGAGGUGAUUACUUUUUUAUUUAUGCCUGGCUGUUCACAUUAGUUGUUUCUCUGGUUCUGGUCACAAUUUAUGCAGAUUACAUUGCCCCUUUGUUUGACAAAUUCACACCUCUUCCUGAGGGAAAGCUAAAACAAGAGAUCGAAGUGAUGGCAAAGAGUAUUGACUUCCCUCUAACGAAGGUGUAUGUUGUUGAAGGGUCUAAGCGCUCUUCCCACAGCAAUGCUUACUUUUAUGGCUUCUUCAAGAACAAGAGAAUAGUUUUGUUUGACACUCUACUAGAAGAAUACUCUGUACAAAACAAAGACAACCAGGAGGAGCCUGGCAUGGAGCCCCGCAAUGAAGGCGAAGGGGACAGUGAAGAAAUAAGAGCUAAAGUGAAAAAUAAGAAACAAGGAUGUAAAAAUGAGGAGGUGUUGGCUGUACUUGGCCAUGAACUGGGACACUGGAAGUUGGGACACACAAUAAAAAAUAUCAUUAUUAGUCAGAUAAAUUCUUUCCUGUGUUUCUUCUUGUUUGGUGUGUUAAUUGGUCAAAAGGUACUUUUUGCUGCCUUUGGUUUUUAUGACAGCCAACCCACUCUGAUCGGACUCUUGAUCAUCUUUCAGUUUAUUUUCUCACCCUACAAUGAGGUUCUGUCUUUCUGCCUAACAGUCCUGAGCCGCAGAUUUGAGUUUCAGGCCGAUGCUUUUGCCAAGAAACUUGGGAUGGCUAAAGACUUAUAUUCUGCUUUGAUCAAGCUGAACAAAGAUAACCUGGGGUUCCCCGUUUCUGACUGGCUGUUUUCAACGUGGCACUACUCGCACCCCCCACUGCUAGAGAGGCUUCAGGCUUUGAAAGACAAAAAACAAGACUGAGCCACUCAGCGACUGGACACACUUCCAAUUAUUUCAGUCCUGGCAGCAUGUUCCAGCUCUUGAUGUUUUUAAUUUUUUAAGAAAAAUGAUUAAGUACAUAAAAGUCCAGAUUUAAAUACA